Rosa rugosa (rugosa rose) is the source of this 2196-nucleotide messenger RNA. RefSeq names its product ferredoxin--nitrite reductase, chloroplastic. Gene Ontology annotation, molecular function: heme binding; oxidoreductase activity; iron-sulfur cluster binding. Bases 165 to 1913 code for a protein of 582 amino acids. NCBI's taxonomy places the organism in Eukaryota, Viridiplantae, Streptophyta, Magnoliopsida, Rosales, Rosaceae. The record is from RefSeq and is a predicted model, not a curated record. The transcript has 4 exons.
AAAAGUCCAUACUCGGCCAAAAUGAACCUCUCCCGUCUCCUAGGGUCCUCUCGCCCCUCACCGCUGCGCCCAGAAUCUUCCCCUACAAAAAUGGCCACACUCUUCUCUCUUUCUUCUUAUCACCAUCAACCACUGGGUUCAAUAUUUCUAACAUUCAAUCAGCUAUGUCAUCAUUUGGGUUUCUCUCUACUCCUCCUCUGUCCUCCUCUGCUCCCACGAGGCAGCUCGCCGCAGCCACCACCCCGGCUGUGGCACCGGUUGUCACGCCGGACGUGGCUGCGGAGAGGCUGGAGCCGAGGGUGGAGGAGAGAGAAGGGUAUUGGGUGUUGAAGGAGAAGUUUAGAGGAGGGAUUAAUGUUCAGGAGAAGGUCAAGAUUCAGAGGGAGCCUAUGAAGCUUUUCAUGGAAGGUGGGAUUGAAGAGCUUGCAAAGUUGCCUUUUGAGGAGCUUGACAAAGUUAAGGAUACUAAGGAUGAUAUUGAUGUCAGGCUCAAGUGGCUUGGUCUCUUCCACAGAAGAAAGCAUCACUAUGGUAGAUUUAUGAUGAGGCUGAAGCUACCAAAUGGGGUCACAACAAGUGCACAGACAAAAUAUCUAGCGAGCGUGAUACGAAAAUAUGGCAAGGAUGGUUGUGCAGAUGUGACAACCAGGCAAAAUUGGCAAAUCCGAGGAGUUGUGCUGGCAGAUGUGCCCGAAAUUUUGAAGGGUCUUGCUGAAGUAGGCUUGACUAGUUUGCAGAGUGGGAUGGACAAUGUGAGAAACCCAGUUGGGAAUCCUCUUGCAGGCAUUGACCCACUUGAAAUUGUUGAUACAAGACCUUACACGAACUUGUUAUCCCAAUACAUUACUGGCAAUUCACUUGGCAAUCCAACUGUAACAAACUUGCCAAGGAAGUGGAAUGUGUGUGUGAUAGGAUCUCAUGAUCUUUAUGAGCAUCCCCACAUCAACGAUCUUGCAUACAUGCCUGCAACAAAGGAUGGAAAAUUUGGAUUCAAUUUACUCGUGGGAGGCUUCUUCAGUCCCAAAAGAUGUGCAGAGGCAGUUCCUCUUGAUGCAUGGGUCUCGACAGAAGAUAUGAUCCCAGUUUGCAAAGCUAUACUAGAGGCUUAUAGAGACCUUGGCUUCAGAGGGAACAGACAAAAAACAAGAAUGAUGUGGUUGAUUGAUGAACUAGGCAUAGAAGGAUUCAGAUCAGAGGUCGUUAAGAGAAUGCCCUUUAAGGAAUUGGAAAGAGCAUCUUCUGAAGACUUGGUACAAAAGCAAUGGGAAAGGAGAGACUAUAUAGGUGUCCAUCCACAGAAACAAGAAGGUCUAAGCUUUGUGGGUCUUCACAUUCCAGUAGGCAGGAUCCAAGCAGAUGACAUGGAUGAGCUAGCUCGUAUUGCCGAUGAGUAUGGCACUGGGGAACUCCGUCUCACAGUGGAGCAAAACAUAAUAAUCCCCAAUGUUGAGAACACAAAACUUCAAGCAUUGCUUCAAGAACCGCUUCUGAAAGAUAAAUUUUCACCUGAGCCUUCCAUUCUCAUGAAAGGACUAGUAGCUUGCACCGGUAACCAGUUUUGCGGACAAGCCAUCAUUGAGACAAAGCAACGGGCCUUGAAGGUGACUGAGGAGGUGGAGAGGCAUGUGGCAGUGACCCGGCCGGUGAGGAUGCAUUGGACAGGGUGCCCCAAUACCUGCGGGCAGGUGCAAGUGGCGGAUAUAGGUUUCAUGGGGUGUAUGGCAAGGGAUGAGAAUGGGAAGCCUUGUGAAGGGGUUGAUGUUUUCUUGGGAGGGAGAAUAGGAAGUGACUCCCAUUUGGGAGAUAUUUAUAAGAAGAGUGUCCCUUGUAAGGACUUGGUGCCCUUAGUUGUUGACAUCCUGGUAAAUCUCUUUGGGGCUGUCCCAAGGGAGAGGGAAGAAGGGGAAGAGUAAUUCAAAGAGAAUAAAACGAAGGGUUCAGUGCAAAUUUUCAUGGGUGUUUCAUUGUUUGGCAUGGUUGAAGCAAGGUAAAGAAGGAUAAAAGAGGUGCUACUGAGCAUAAGAUAUUUGACUUUUACACGUUUCAUUUUGUGGACUGCUUUAUAGGAUGUGAGCUUACCCUGUUUCUACUGUUAUUGUAUACCAAAGUAUACAAUGAGCUGGGUUAGGUAAAUAGUUAAUUCAUGUUUGCAUUCAGUUUAUUUUUGUUAUCACUAAUAAGAUGCAAUCUCUAUUA